AUGGGUGAUCACGGCAAUCAGGAUGACCUCACUGCUGCCCUGGCAAUCAUUCAACAACAAAUGCAGACUCAGCAACAACAGAUGUUGCAGAUGCAGCAGACCAUCCAAAAUCAGCAACAAGAUGCUCAAGAAGCAGCCGAGAGCGCCGCGCGAGAAGAGCGUGGUGCUCCUAUUGGGGAGCGGAACCUUCCGCGGAACUUCGCUACUAACCGCUCCCCCAUCAACCAUCCUCCUUGCACUCGGCAAGACUAUGAGAUCAAACCUGCACUGAUAAGUCUGGUCCGAUCAGCGUUCCUGAGCCACUUCUACAUGAAGUCUAAAACCGCGGCUCUAUGGCACUUGACCUCCAAUUUCAAGCAGAAGUCUGAUAAACCUUUUCAUGAAGCUUGGGAGAGGUACAAGGAGUACCAGAGAGAGUGCCCGCACCAUGGGUUUGACGAUGACUAUAUAUUGGAGGUGUUCUAUGAUGGAGUGAGCUAUGAGUUUCGAAACACCCUUGAUUCUUUGAGUAAUGGAGAUUUCAUGACUCAAACCACACCUGGUGCGUUCGGGCUGAUUGAGAACAUGGCUUCAAGUUCACUAAACAAGAACAAGGAGCAUGACCAUUCGAAGAGUGUGAACAGUAUAGAUGAUCUCGCUGCAAAGGUGGACCAACUGCUUAAGGGAAACCAAAGCCAAGUGUUCAUAAUGGAAGAAGCAGCUCCUGAGAAGAGUGUCGGUGACCCGGCGUUUGAUGCUGAAAUAUCAGGAGACGAUCAGCAAGAGGUGAGCUACGCGAAUGGGCAAGGAUGGCAGCUCCAAAACUACCACCCAAACCCUAACGUGAGGCAUAACCCACAGCUUUUCUGGCCUAAGCAAGACAAACCAGCUGAUCCUGCACAGAGUAACCAAGGUCAGUAUGCCGGUUCACCAAGACCAGAACAACCAGCUGAGGCUGUCCGCCCGAUCCCAAAGCCUGUUCCUGCUCGCGAAUACACUCCUAAAGUCCCUUACCCUGUUCCAGCAAAGGAUACUCGUAAUGACCGAGAGGAGAUGAAGUGCAGAAAGAUGCUGGAGGACCUAACCGUCCGACUCCCCUUGAUGGAUGCGAUCCAGAUGAUGCCCUCCAUGCGCAGCUUUAUGAAGGGAUUGAUCUCAGGAAAAAUAUCAGAGGGGAGUGAAUUCAUGACUGUCUCUAAGGAGUGCAGCGCAGUGCUUCAGAACAGGCAGAUAAAGAAGCGAGGAGACCCUGGAUAG
Brassica oleracea var. oleracea is the source of this 1236-nucleotide messenger RNA. RefSeq lists its product as uncharacterized. The transcript has 3 exons. NCBI's taxonomy places the organism in Eukaryota, Viridiplantae, Streptophyta, Magnoliopsida, Brassicales, Brassicaceae. Bases 1 to 1236 code for a protein of 411 amino acids. The record is from RefSeq and is a predicted model, not a curated record.